AUGGCAGGGCGGAUCCGGUUUUAUUGUGACCGUGAUCACAACUGCAAAAGUCAGGCUUCGGCUCUGUCGGUGGAUUAUGUGAAGUACAUUGAUUUUGAAGGAACUUCUGCGAGUGAGGAGGCGAUCAAGUUGGAUUGUGACCAGAAUUCAGGUUGCCACAACAUUAUAAUGGACCGCAUCAAAAUCACUUCUGCAGUUCCUGGCAAGAAGAUUUAUGCCUCCUGCAUCAGGGGACAAACCAACUACUUCUCUGCCAGCUCCGCUACGCCUCUGCCAUCUCCACCUUUGCUCGUUAUUCCUCAGCCAUCUCCGCCUGUGCCGGCUACACCUCCAAUAGCUCUGAUUUUGCCACCUCCGCCAACUCUUCCCUUGCCAGAUAUGCCUCCACCAGCUCCGCCCUCCUCCGCCAUCUCUGCCUCUGCCUUUGCCAUCUCCUCCCCUACUGGCUUCGCCUCCACAAUCUCCGCCCUUGCCGGCUAUGCCUCCGCCAUCUCCACCUCUCUCUCCGCCAUCCGCCACUGCUCUCUCUCUCUCUCUAAUUUCUAA
This is a messenger RNA of Prunus armeniaca (apricot), 546 nucleotides long. The record is from the annotation of a GenBank genome assembly. NCBI's taxonomy places the organism in Eukaryota, Viridiplantae, Streptophyta, Magnoliopsida, Rosales, Rosaceae.